UCUGCUUCUAGGAAGUUGUGGGGAAGCUGCGAACGGAAUAAUCUCUCUGCAAAACAACCUCCUUGAACACGACAAGGGACAGGGAAAGACGCACAAAAGAGGAAGGCCCGCCAGAAGUAACUUUCUGCAAAGUAAAGGGGCGUCUCAGUCUUCUCAUCUUUACUUCCUGGAGAGAGAGAGAGGGAGAGGAGGAGGAGGAGACGCACAAGAGGAGCUGGACAAGCCUUAUGUUCCAAGACCUCAGGGGAAUGGUAUAUGCAACCUGCUUGCAACCUGCCAAGCCAUUCAGAAUAUAUAAAAGGCUGCUCUUUGAUUGAACCAGAAGGUGACACUAAACAAAUUAAGACUUCAAAACUCAGGAGAAGAUGACAGAGGAGAUCAAGCAGACUGCUCAAAAUGAAUUCCCUGAAGGAGAGGAGCCGACAUCACAGAGGCCCCCAGAUAGUGAAAAUACAUUUGCCAGCACUGAACAAAAUGAAAUGGAAGAAACAAGAAAGGAUUCCUUGUUGGAAAGGCAUUCGGAUUCUCAUGCAAUUCUGUUAAAAACAGAGACCAGUAGCCCUCCAGGAUGCAAUGUAGGACUUCUCCCUGGUUCAGCUACCUUACCUGACAGUUCUUCAGGCAAAGAUAUGGUGGAUUCCUCAGAUGAAAAGAGUGAGUGUUCGAGCCAAAUUCCCUCGCAAGAUUCUCCAACGAAAGAGAAAAACAGUUUGCCCAAAAGCAUCCCAGAAGAAACAACAACAACAACAAGAAGCCAGCACUCAUCGGACCAUCCUGAGACCAGUGGCCCUUCAGGAUGCAACAUGGGACUUCUCCCGGGUUCAGCUACCUUACCUGACACUUCUGUAGGCAAAGAUAAGGUAGAUUCCUCAGAUGAAAAGAGUGAAUGUUCGACCCAAGUUCCCGUGCAAGAUUCUCCAAAAGAACAGAAAAACAGUUUACCCAAAAGCAUCCCAGAAGAAACAAGAAGUUCCGUGACCCAGCAAAGCCAACUCUCGUCGGAACAUCUUGAAGAAACAAAAGAAGAUCCAUUGGACAAAGAAAUGGAACAAUUAGUUCAAAAGCCUGGAGGUACUGAGAGGAAGAGAUCCUUCAGUGAAGGAUACUCAGUGAGCAAAUCAAAGACUGAACUCUAUUCAGAAGAGGCAAGUCAGUGCCAAUCACAAGAAGUACGCAAUCAGAGCACAGGGGAACUGAUGGAGAAUCAUCAUCAGCUUCUUCGAGGGUUUCCUUCCGCUGGAAUUGUUCUGGGAGUUAUGGUGGUUUUGGCUGCCAUUUGCAUAAGCAUCAGCGGCUACUACACUUCCAGCUCCCCACAUGUGCCAAGAAAUCCAGCUGUGGUGGCCUUCCUGUCUAGGUUUGAUCCGCUGAAGGACAGCUUCCCUGGUCAGAGCCCUUACCUGUGGGGACGGGUCCGAACGGUCCUGCAGAAACACCUCAAUGCUUCCCAGCACACUCAGCCGGCGAUCUUAAUCUUCACCGCUGCCCAGAAAGCCGAAGCGACCCUGAAUUGCCUGAGCACCCAGAUAGCCGAUGCCUAUUCAUCGUCCCUUGAGAGCAGUACGAUCCAGGUAGACGGAGCUUCGAAAUCCACUCUGAACAGCGACCAUGCCAAGCUGGCAGUUGACGAGGAGUUGAGCUCUGGCUUCCGUGGAGGACGGAAGGCAGCCGUGGUGCAUCGGUUUGAGUCGCUCCCGGCAGGUUCCACCUUAAUCUUCUACAAGUACUGUGACCACGAGAGUGCGGCCUUCAAAGACGUGGCCCUGAUUUUGACUGUUUUGCUGGAGGAUGAGAAACUGGAGCCCAACAUUGGUCUCCAGCUUGUGGAAGAAAACGUGCGGGACUUUCUCUGGGCCAAGUUCACAAACUCGGACACGCCCAGUUCCUACAACCACAUGGACACAGACAAACUGAGUGGGCUGUGGAGCCGCAUAUCGCAUUUAGUCCUGCCGGUCUUUCCUCUGCAAGUGAUAGAGGACCACGGCUGCCUUUGGCAAACUGGACCAAGGGGUGACUGAGGUGGCCUUCAUGGGAGAGGCAGAAAGCUCUGCAGGCUUUGCACCAAUCAGAAGAGCCUUUCGGAGAGGCUGUAUGCCAAGCUGGGCUCUGGAAGUAGUCAUGGGGAAUGAGCUAGUUUUAGACAAAUGAUUCGUUUUGAUAACAGCUUUGAUCCUGACUUCCUUGACAAAAUGAGCAAUGUAGCAAUUGGAUCUUUUUCGAAGCUGCUCCGCAUUUGUGAUACAACCUGGGCACGAUGUUUUUCUGUUUUAAAUUAGGUAACAGACCAAAGGGUGAUAUUUCACUCUUGCACAUCAUACAUCCAGAACGAUUUGGUCACUGGAGGAAAAUGGAAAGGAGACAAGUCACUGAAAACUGCUCUUAGUAGAAUCUGCCCUUCUUAAACAUUAGUUUUAAAGUGAUGCUGUCUUCCAGCUUUUUUUUAUGUAGAUGAAAUCCUUGUGUGCAGAGUGACCAAUCCACUUUAUCAAACAUACCAGAAAUUUGGGAGGUUCUAGUAGUUUAUAUUAACUCCUCAUGCAUUAAGUAGCCAAUUCCACCACUGUAACCAACUGUGAUAUCUUGGAGGCUGUCUGCACUGCAGAGUUUAGUGUAUGUGCAAGGUCCUUGCUGAAUGUCUGGCACUUAAUCAAAAGCAUAGAAAGAAUGCCACAAACCAUUCGUCUUAGAUUGGCCCAAAUGUUGUACAUAAAGGUGGAGACCAGCACAGACUGAGCUCAGGGUAUGUGUGAAUUUAAUGCAUUAAAUUAGCAAAACCACUUAAGGCCCAUGCAGAUUUACCCUUGGGUGUACCUUAGCAAAUUGCACAGCUCUUUCUUUCUGUGUUUUGGGGUAGGAAGUUGAACAAGUCAUAGAAUCAUAGAAUAGCAGAGUUGGAAGGGGCCUACAAGGCCAUAGAGUCCAACCCCCUGCUCAAUGCAGGAAUCCACCCUAAAGCAUCCCUGACAAUUGGUUGUCCAGCUGCCUCUUGAAGGCCUCGAGUGUGGGAGAGCCCACAACCUCCCUAGGUAACUGGUUCCAUUGUCGUACUGCUCUA
This is a messenger RNA of Elgaria multicarinata webbii, 3055 nucleotides long. RefSeq names its product torsin 1A interacting protein 2 (gene TOR1AIP2). NCBI's taxonomy places the organism in Eukaryota, Metazoa, Chordata, Lepidosauria, Squamata, Anguidae. The coding region runs from base 366 to 2018 and encodes 550 amino acids. Gene Ontology annotation, molecular function: ATPase activator activity. The transcript is spliced from 5 exons. Gene Ontology annotation, cellular component: membrane. The record is from RefSeq and is a predicted model, not a curated record. Gene Ontology annotation, biological process: membrane organization.